ACAAGAUUACACGAGCCAUGUCCACUCAACCGUCUCUCGAAGCUGCAGAGGAUUUCCUCUCGUUCGUGAAUGCCUCACCUACGCCUUUCCAUGCCGUCAAGUCAGCGAAAGAGCGUUUGGAGAAGGCGGGUUUCAAGCAGAUCAAGGAGCGAGACUCUUGGGCGCCGACUCUCCAGCCUGGAGGGAAGUACUAUCUGACCCGCAACGGGUCGACUAUCGCCGCCUUUGCCAUUGGUAAGAAAUGGAAGGCUGGCAACCCGAUUGGCAUGAUCGGCGCACAUACCGACUCGCCAUGUCUGCGCCUCAAGCCCGUAUCGAAGCGACAGGGUGACGGAUUCCUGCAGGUGGCUUGUGAAACCUACGGCGGUGGUCUCUGGCACACUUGGUUCGACCGUGACCUCAGCAUCGCAGGGCGGGCCAUGGUACGCACAGCACAGGGCAAUAUCGAGCCGCGUCUCGUCAAAGUAGAGCGCCCAAUCCUCAGAAUUCCCACUCUCGCCAUUCAUCUCGACCGCCAAGAGACGUUCCAGUUCAACAACGAGACACAACUGUUUCCGAUUGCCGGUAUGGUGGCAGCGGAGCUGAACAGGCAGGGUAAGACAGCAGCCUCCGAAGAGGAAGGCGCUUUCGAGCCACUCGCAACUCCGUCUGAGAGGCAUCAUUCGUAUCUGGUCGAGAUCAUUGCAGAGGAAGCAGGAGCAGAGCCGAAAGAUGUUGUCGACUUCGAGAUAGUGCUCUAUGACACGCAGAAGUCGGUCAUUGGUGGUCUCAACAACGAACUCAUCUUUUCCGCACGACUCGACAACCUGAUGAUGUCGUACUGCAGCGUCGAGGGUCUAAUCAAGAGUCUUUCCUCGUCCACAGCUUUGGACAACGACUCCACGAUCCGUCUCAUCGCUCUUUUCGACCACGAAGAGAUUGGCUCCCGCACAGCGCAGGGCGCGGACUCUAACCUGCUGCCUGCGGUGAUUCGCAGACUCUCUGUCCUGCCAGCUUCUGAAUCAAACUCCGAUAAGUCUUACGACAAGCUCGACGGUGACACAGCGACAGCGUUCGAACAGACAUUAGCAACCUCGUUCCUUAUUUCCGCCGACAUGGCACAUUCCGUGCACCCGAACUACCCCGCAAAGUACGAAUCCCAGCACAGACCAGAGAUGAACAAGGGUACCGUCAUUAAGAUCAAUGCUAAUGCCCGAUACGCAACAAACUCUCCUGGGAUCAUCCUUCUCCAAGAAGCGGCCCGUCGCGCAAAGAAGGCGUCUUCAAGUCUGUCAUCCGCCAAGGAAGGAGUUCCGCUGCAGCUCUUCGUUGUCCGAAAUGACUCGUCUUGCGGGAGCACCAUCGGUCCUAUGUUGUCAGCUAAAAUGGGUGCUCGCACUCUCGAUUUGGGUAACCCUCAGCUCAGCAUGCACAGCAUCCGCGAGACUGGUGGUGCUCACGAUGUUGAGCAUGCUGUCAAUCUGUUUGACAGUUUCUUCGAAAACUUUGAGGAGCUAGAGAAGACGAUCGUGGUAGACUGACUAGGCGAACCAAAGCUGUGAGCGGGGCCAGUUAGCAGAUAAUAUAUAAAUAUGAUACAAAGUUGCCGAUGCAGCUCGGAUCUCAUUCCGAGUCAGCCUCACUCAGGGUCCAUGCCAAGCACCCCACUAAAGUCAUCUCUCAGCUCCAUCUUGUCAAUCGUGACUGCUCAGUUCGCCUUGUAACCACUUUUACCUACGUUCAAUAAACGAUGUCGCCAGCUCAAUUUCUUUCAGGCGACAAGGCCGCCAUUGAGGAGUUUCUGUCCAG
Messenger RNA from Dothidotthia symphoricarpi CBS 119687, 1788 nucleotides. Its product is annotated as peptidase M18, aminopeptidase I. Lineage: Eukaryota; Fungi; Ascomycota; Dothideomycetes; Pleosporales; Dothidotthiaceae. The transcript is spliced from 3 exons. Gene Ontology annotation, biological process: proteolysis. Gene Ontology annotation, molecular function: zinc ion binding; metalloaminopeptidase activity. Bases 18 to 1520 code for a protein of 500 amino acids. The record is from RefSeq and is a predicted model, not a curated record. Gene Ontology annotation, cellular component: fungal-type vacuole.